AGAGAUUACACAAAACACGUGUAGCCGGUAGCGCUAUUUCGUCACUGUGCUCAGCCGUAACUCUCCCGGACCUACCCCAAAAGAACUGGUGGUAUUACUUCACUAAAAUUCACACAUUCUCCCUAUAAAACCACAUAAAAUUAAACAUGUAUAGAAUAUCCAGCGUACUGAGGCCACUCACCUCAAGGGCACUCACACCCUCAAUAAGCAGAGCUGUGUGCCCACAUCUCGCCAGAAGCUAUGCUAAGGACAUCAAGUUUGGCGCAGAGGCCAGGGGUAUGAUGCUUCAGGGCGUCGACCUCUUAGCUGAUGCUGUAGCAGUCACAAUGGGACCUAAGGGACGUAAUGUAAUUAUAGAGCAGAGCUGGGGCAGUCCUAAAAUCACCAAAGACGGAGUCACAGUCGCUAAGGCCAUUGAACUCAAAGACAAAUGGCAGAACAUUGGAGCUAAACUUGUCCAAGACGUUGCAAACAACACAAACGAGGAGGCCGGCGAUGGAACCACAACGGCAACUGUGUUGGCACGAGCCAUCGCCAAGGAGGGCUUUGACAACAUCAGCCGAGGUGCAAACCCCACUGAAAUCAGGAAAGGCAUCAUGAAUGCUGUCGAUGUGGUCAUCAAAGAGUUACAGAGACAGUCCAAGCCAGUCACAACACCAGAAGAAAUUGCACAGGUUGCUACCAUCUCGGCUAACGGCGAUGCAGGAAUCGGUGAGCUCAUCUCCAGGGCGAUGAAGAAGGUUGGUCGCCAUGGCGUCAUCACGGUCAAGGACGGCAAGACGUUGAAUGAUGAGCUAGAGGUCAUUGAGGGUCUCAAGUUUGACCGAGGUUACAUCUCACCGUACUUCAUCAACUCGCCUAAAGGUCAGAAGGUUGAGUUCCAGGAUGCUCUCCUCCUCCUGAGUGAGAAGAAGAUCUCUACCAUCCAGGCCAUCGUCCCAGCCUUAGAGCUAGCCAACGCCCAGAGGAAACCUCUCGUCAUCAUCGCUGAGGAUGUCGAUGGUGAAGCCCUCAGCACAUUGGUUCUUAACAGGUUGAAGGUUGGUCUUCAGGUUGCAGCAGUCAAGGCACCAGGGUUCGGUGAUAACAGGAAGAACCAGCUUCAUGACAUGGCCGUCUCAACAGGAGGAAUCGUAUUUGGUGAUGAAGCUAUGGAAGUCAAGAUUGAAGAGCUUCAGAUCCAGGAUCUAGGUCAGGUUGGUGAGAUCGCUAUCACCAAGGAUGAUACGCUCAUCCUCAAGGGUAUGGGAAAGCAGGAGGAUGUAGACAGAAGAGUCGCUGAGAUCGCAGAACAGGUGGAGAACACCAACUCAGAGUACGAGAGAGAGAAGCUCAACGAACGUCUUGCCAAGCUUUCUGACGGUGUAGCAGUACUCAAGGUCGGAGGUUCAAGUGAUAUUGAGGUGAACGAGAAGAAGGACCGUGUGACAGAUGCUCUGAACGCCACUAGGGCUGCUGUGGAGGAAGGCAUCGUGCUUGGUGGGGGAACCGCUCUCAUCAGGUGCUUGACAUCUCUCCUCAACAUCCCAGUAGAGAACUCUGACCAGAAGAUUGGAAUCGAGAUCGUCAGGAGAGCACUCCGCAUCCCAACCCAGACCAUCGCUAACAACGCUGGUGUAGAGGGCUCCCUCAUUGUUGAGAAGGUGAUUGAAGCAUCAGAAGAGAUUGGUUAUAAUGCUCUAACAGGAGAGUUUGUUGAUAUGGUCAAGGCUGGUAUCAUUGAUCCUACUAAGGUUGUAAGGACAGCGCUCCUGGAUGCAUCCGGCGUCGCAUCUCUCCUGACGACAGCCGAGGCCGUCAUCACCGAGACCCCCAAGGAGACCCCGGAGAUGCCAAUGGGCGGCGGCGGUGGCAUGGGCGGCAUGGGAGGUAUGGGAGGAAUGGGCGGUAUGGGAGGCAUGAUGUGAGGAGGACCGUAGACCCUCCUAGUGAGGAUGUAAAGAGGGAUGAUUAUUUUAUAUAUUAUAAAGAGAGGACUAUUUGAAUGUAUGACAACACCAUGAAUGAAGAUGUACAUGUAUGUGAUUUUAGAGUUUUGCCAAGAUGUGACCAGCCAGGAUGAUGUAGUGAUCAGUUGAGUGCCUGUAAGAAGGGCAUAACAACUAUAAAUGGCAGUAACAGCUGUCUUGCGGGCAGCCGACAAAGCAUUCACUGAUGCCCCAGUCAUGUCCACGAGACCGAUACCAGACCGUCAAUGGACCAAACAAAAGUACAGUACCCUCAAUGGCCAAACUCUUUGUUGGUUAUCAAUAGAUUUGGGGUUGGUCUGGGGGCAUGACUGAGGUAAGAGAAGUAGGACAGCAUAAAUGCUCUACAAGUUCUGCCUUCAAUGAACUUCUGUUUAGAAGGUAUAGGAAAAUCUUUCUGCAGGGAAAUUAAAAAGGUGUUAAAAAAAUUGAAACCUGGCCUUUGUGAAUUAUAUGUAUAUCAUAAUUGAGCUUUGUUGAGAAUACUGUUCUGCUCUAUUCAGGAAUGUUCAAUGGCUAAUUUAGCUAGAAAAAAUUCAAAUAACUGCCUCAUGUACCUUUGAAUGGCAAUGUGCAAAUUUGCAGAAUAUUGCAGCAGUGAGGAUGCGGGCAUGAUUUUGACCAAAGGAUGGAGUAUAUUUUGAAGGUUAUCUCACUGUUUAAGACGUGAAGAGCUGCAUUAUUACUGAAUUUGUUAAUGAAUCCAUGAAUAUAUUUGUGAAGAAAGUGAAUAUUGGUUCACCGGUUUGUUGUUCUUUUUCCAACAGACUUUACAAAAGUGUGUUCCUACUUUUGAAGUAGAUUUGUCAGUCUACACUUUCCUUUAACUUCAAGGAAUUAUUUUAUUCUUUGAUUGGGCUUUGGUUGUUUCUUUCCUGUAUCAUCAUUUGACAUUUAUGUCACUUAUAUUUCUCAUUUAAUAUUUUUAUAAUUUGUUUUGUAUUUCUAAUUUGAUGACCAAUCAUGAUAAACUUGACUGUUGUGUAUUAUAUUAGGAGUGGACAUGAAAUAUACAGUAUUUGUAAACGUUGUAAAAAAAAAAUAGCAAGCACAAUCAACAGUCAUUGUGCGCCAAUUUUCCUUGGAAAUUUAAAGAGAAGCUAUGAGAAUGUAUUGUAUGGACUCUUUUCAAUCAGUUAAAGUACUAAUUGGUAAUGAGCCCUUUGUAUUGAUUUUUUUUUUUGUAUGGCAUUAAAAUCAACAAUGUGUUCAUAUUUUGUAUGUCUGAAUGUACACGAUCUAUAGAUAUUAAUGCUAAUAUGUUCACAAGGUGCGGUACUCUUUCAACAAAAGAAUUUGAAAAAAUUGAUAACAUGUAAAUUGCUACUGCAACUAUGAAUGUUUGUAUUCCAUUAUUAUGGAGUAACUUCUUGAAAUAAAAAGAAGAGAAAUAUUCCAGAUAUUGAUAAA
This is a messenger RNA of Strongylocentrotus purpuratus (purple sea urchin), 3377 nucleotides long. RefSeq names its product 60 kDa heat shock protein, mitochondrial (gene hspd1). Bases 147 to 1907 code for a protein of 586 amino acids. The record is from RefSeq and is a predicted model, not a curated record. Gene Ontology annotation, cellular component: mitochondrial inner membrane; mitochondrial matrix. Gene Ontology annotation, molecular function: ATP binding; ATP-dependent protein folding chaperone; protein-folding chaperone binding. Gene Ontology annotation, biological process: protein import into mitochondrial intermembrane space; mitochondrial unfolded protein response; protein refolding. The transcript is spliced from 11 exons. NCBI's taxonomy places the organism in Eukaryota, Metazoa, Echinodermata, Echinoidea, Camarodonta, Strongylocentrotidae.